AUGGAUGACAAGUAUCGGUUUGCCGAGCUCGGUAAACUGCUUCACCAGCAGCACGCAGACCAGUUGUCUACGCAACUUGCUGUGUUCCGUUCGGCACUUUUAAACUUUGCUCGAGAACACCCCGAUGACAUUAUCAACGAUGACGAAUCUCGAGCCAAAUUUACCCAGGUUUGUACCCUGAUAGGAAUUGAUCCGCUAGAGCUAUUCAUGCAAAGUAGGAGAUCCAAGGAGGAGUUUCGUAUCAGUGUGGCCGUGAGAGUUGUGGAAAUAUGUAACGAUACUAGAGCCGUUAAUGGUGGACUCAUACCAAUUAAAGAGCUUGUUUCCAUUCUACAACAAAACCCCGAUUUCGAAGCUGUGGUCACUGAGAACGAUGUAUUGGAGAGCGUUCCGCUUCUUAAUGGGUUGGGGAAGGGAUACGAUACUUUUACCAUCAACGGCAAGUCGUGGCUCAAGUCGGUGUCCAUGUCGGAGUCGAUUUCCAACGACCACAAAACCAUCUAUGAAGCAUGUGAGUUCAUCGGUGGAUAUAUAACCAUGCGUAUUCUUCAGGAUAACUACGGCUGGGACAAAGUGCGGGCUCGUUCUGCCAUUGAUGAUAUGAUUAUGCAUGGGUUUCUAUGGGUCGAUAAUUGCGCAGGCCAAGAUACGAUGUACUGGGUACCGUCUGCUUCGUGA
Meyerozyma guilliermondii ATCC 6260 is the source of this 678-nucleotide messenger RNA. It is a transcript of the gene VPS22, whose product is annotated as ESCRT-II subunit protein. Lineage: Eukaryota; Fungi; Ascomycota; Pichiomycetes; Serinales; Debaryomycetaceae. Gene Ontology annotation, biological process: protein transport to vacuole involved in ubiquitin-dependent protein catabolic process via the multivesicular body sorting pathway. The coding region runs from base 1 to 678 and encodes 225 amino acids. The record is from RefSeq and is a predicted model, not a curated record. The transcript has a single exon. Gene Ontology annotation, cellular component: ESCRT II complex.